CAGGCGAUCAUUCUCAUUUGCGCAAGGACAUAUUGUUUAAUUCUUCUGCUCUGCAUGCACAAAUAUAUUUACCUGUCGUGCGCAUCACAAUUAUAUAUAGUAUGUAAAACUAUGUUCGAAAUCGAACUAGUGGCGGGUUCGUGCAUGAUGUUUACAGUGGUUCCCCUCCACUGCACUUACUCAGCUGCAAAGCAAUAUAGUAGACGAUAAUAAUGUGAAAUCGUGUGCAAACGUGUGUGCAGUGUGCCAUCGUUGAUCGUGCAAGCUUCGAAAAUUCAAUUGUACACGCACGGUAUACCUUAACCUUAGAGCGAUUUUUUUCUAUCAAUUCAAAAAUAAUACAAGUGCUCCGAAAAAAUCAUAAGUAAUUUACUGAUAUAACAUGUCAUCGAGUGGCGUACUCGCGAUUAUAGUCUGUGCCUUGUGAAAUAUCAAUGCGUGAAACAGCUGACUUGUUAUUUCGCUCAGUUCGGUUUGAAUGAAAAUGAUUAUGACGACAAAGUCGUUAAUUGGGAGAAGAUUCAUCUUUUUGUUGAGAUCGUUCGCAGUUACUAAGCAUAAGGACCACAUAAGAAUUCCCACUUAUAGAUUUUCUACGUCGUCCCUGAAAUUUAAUCCUAGACUGACAUUGAGAGCUGCUCCAGUGGAAGUCCCAAUGAAAUCAAUCAUGUCUCAGAGUGAAUUGUUAGAAAUUCUUGUCACUGACAACGAUCCAGAUAGGCUUCUUCAAAACAUUCAGUCUAACAUGGAUCUUGUUGAAGGGCAACAUAUUGUUACAGCCCUGAAAAGCAUGCAGCAAUUCUACAAGGAAAAUAGACAUAUUACUUUUGAAGAAGUUAAAAAAAGUAUUCACUUCAACAAAAUGCUGAUGAUUUUAGAAAAGAAUAUGACUAGGUUGAGUUUACCUCAAGUUGUGCAAACUUUUAGAGUACUGCAAUUCUUCAAAGUUCAAAGCAAUUCUAACAUAUUUCAAUCAAUUCUACAACUAAUAAGAAAUUCCAUUAAUGAAUUGGAAUUAAAUCACAUUUAUUCUUUAAAUAAUAGAUUAAAAACUAUGAAUCCAACUUUUUUAAGUGAAGCAAUAAGAACUGCUUUGCCAGAAGUUUUCAAAGCUCAGGUUAUGCUAAAAGUAGACAGAGAUCAUGUUAAUGAAUUAAAAAGUGCACUUUGGUACAUGACUGAGGAAAAAAUACAAAAUGAACAAAUUUUAAAUUACAUUUUUGAUGGUCUCGAAAAGCAUAAAACAAAUUUAAAUCCAAUUGCAGCCAAACAUAUUUAUUUAUCCAUGUGCUCUUUGGAACCAAUAUCACCUAAACACAUGGAUAUUGUUAUUGCUGCUCAAAAUUUAAUUUUGGAUAACUGUGAAAUGUUUAAAACACAUGAAAAAGUGUGUAUUGUAAUUGAAACAUUGAAAAUGGUUGCAUCUGGAAAAGAAGAAUUUUAUAAUCCAAUACUCAUAGAUAAUUUAUUGAAGCAUUGCAUUCAAGAAGAUUUGGAUUAUAAACCAGCGAUGUACAUUUUAAAUUCUUUGAAUAAGCUGCACCAUAUUAAUCAACAUUUAUUAGAAUAUUUAUCACAUAUUUGUUGUGAGAAUCCACCAUUACUCAAUACACAUCCACUGAAUGUUUCAACUCUCCUGCAUGGUUUAUCUAAUGCUAAUUAUAAACCAUCUUCAUGGAAAAAAUUGCAAAAAGUUUCAUUAGAACAUAUCUAUCUGUUACCAAAUGAUGUGACUUUAGCUUACUGUGCUCUGCACUUGUUGGCACUAGAUUGUUUUGACUCAAAAUUAAUCAGUCAUAUUUUUGCUAUACAUCAAAUUCCUAGAUUUUUAUCUCCAACAUAUCACAAAACACUUGCUACUCUUUACCAAAGCGUAAAGACUUUGUAUCCUGAAUAUACAGGUCCAUGGCCAGAAAAUAAAUUAAUUGAUUCAUUCAAGACAAUAUUUUCUUCUAACGAAACAAAGCAGAAUUUACUACUACCAUUACUUCAACACAUCGUGGGAACACCAAAUUGUAUAAAAAACAAUGUAAAGACUGAAUUAGGGCAUAACAUAGAUCACCUUGUGAUUUUACAAAAUGACAAGCCUAUUGCCAUAAAUUCCACAUCUACAGAUUCAGGAGAAUCUCCAAGGAUACAAGAUCUGAUAAUUCCAGAAGACUGUACCAGGGUCGCAAUUAUGAUUCAGCCGACUGAGUUAUUUGGACGAAAUAUUAAAGUCUUACGAGCGUCUGUUUUGCUGAGUCUUCGAUCAUUGGAAGCUAUGUCCUACAAAGUGGUCAAAGUAUCCGAAGAAUUGUGGCAGUCAAUGCCAGAGUAUGAGAGAAUACCAUAUUUAAAAACAGAAAUAGGGUUGAAAUAAGUUGAUUGAAUUGGUUCUGUAUAGUGGUGGAGUAUCAUCCUAAGACAGUAACUCCAAUUUUCAAAUACAUCUUGUAAAUAAUUAAUGGAAAAACUGAAA
Molecule: messenger RNA, 2461 nt
Organism: Trichogramma pretiosum
Lineage: Eukaryota; Metazoa; Arthropoda; Insecta; Hymenoptera; Trichogrammatidae
Exons: 5
Coding region: 479-2362 (627 amino acids)
Source: RefSeq, a predicted model, not a curated record